Polypterus senegalus (gray bichir) is the source of this 1662-nucleotide messenger RNA. Its product is annotated as zona pellucida sperm-binding protein 4-like. The record is from RefSeq and is a predicted model, not a curated record. Lineage: Eukaryota; Metazoa; Chordata; Cladistia; Polypteriformes; Polypteridae. Gene Ontology annotation, molecular function: acrosin binding; structural constituent of egg coat. Gene Ontology annotation, biological process: prevention of polyspermy; binding of sperm to zona pellucida. Bases 32 to 1618 code for a protein of 528 amino acids. Gene Ontology annotation, cellular component: membrane; egg coat. The transcript is spliced from 12 exons.
AUGUUGUGUUCCUGUUUGAUUCAUUCACAGCAUGGCGCGUUUGAGUUGCUGGUGUCUUUUCUGGUUGUGCGUGUCGGGCGCUCAGUUUGUGUUUGCCGCCUUAGGAAAUGUGAUUAAGACGUGUGACGAGGACAAGGCGAUGAAGCUGUCAUUUGAAGGCUCUCCGACCGUUUUUCUCCAGAAGACGAUUGGGGAACUGCGACUGGUAAAGGUGACCAAAGAUCUUCCAGGAAUUGUACUCCGUGUGAAGUCUGGCCGCACCACACUAACGGUGCCCUUUUCUUCCCGGUAUGGUUACGUGGUAGAUGAGCGUUCCCAGUAUGUCGUGGUCAUUGCUGUUGGACGUCCCUCUAAUUUGAAGAGGUUCACAUGCCAUAAGCUAGGCUGGCGAGGUCCUAAGAACCUUUUUAAUGAGAGAUGUGCAGUUGCAGACAGUGAGAAGCUCCCUUGUGGAGGGUCUUCAUCCAUCACUUGGGCAGACUGUGAAGCCAAAAACUGUUGCUAUGAUUUGAGCAGCACCAGUCCAUGCUACUAUGCCAAUGAUGUGACUGUGCAGUGCACACUGGAUGGCCAGUUUGUGGUGGUGGUGUCUGAGAAUGUGACCUUUCCUCCCCUGGAUCUUGGGUCCAUCCAGUUGGUGGACAGCAGUUCCCCCAGCUGCAACCCUGUGACCAGCCUUUCCAGCUUUGUCAUGUACCAGUUUCCAGUCAGUGCCUGUGGUAGCACAGUCCAGUUGGCUGGUGGCAAUGUGACUUACCAGAACACCAUGUCUGCUGCCAUCACUGUGACGAAUGGUCCAGAGGGCUCCAUCACCAGGGACAGUGUCUACAAAUUAUUCUUCCAGUGCACCUACUCGGGAAGCCAGGAUGUGCAAGUGGAGGCUGAGGUGUAUACUGUGGCGCCACCUCUUCCAGUAGUAGAGCAAGGGCCAUUUGACCUGGAAUUGGUCAUUGCAACAGAUUCCACCUAUGGCUCCUACUAUGUGGAUGCUGACUACCCAGUGACCAAAACUCUGAGGGAUCCUGUGGCUGUGGAAGUGCACAUCUUGAACAGGACUGACCCUAACCUUGUGCUGUCUCUUGGGGACUGCUGGGUCACCCCAGGACCUUCUGCUUCCAGCCAGCCCCAGUGGAGCCUGCUGGUGAAUGGGUGCCCAUACACAGGAGACAACUAUUUGACCAGCUUGGUGACUGUGGAUAGCACCUCUGGAGUGGCCUACCCAAGUCAUUACAAGAGAUUUGUGUUUGAGAUGUUUGCUUUUGUGGAUCCUGUAGCUCAACAAGCCUUGGCUGAAAAGAUCUUCAUCUACUGUGUUGCUGCUGCCUGUUAUCCCUCUCCCACAGACCCCUGUAUUCAGAGCUGCCCUGCAAGAAGAUCUGGCAGAGCUGUAGAGAAGUUGGCCCGUAAUGCUUCGUUCAGGAAGAAUGUGCUCCUUCACAGUGGUCCUGUGAUCAUGGAGGCUGACCAUGUGCCGACAUCCAGACUAGAGCAGAAAGCCCCUCUUCACACUGGAUACCUUGUGCUGGGAGCUGCAGCUGUCAUGUUGAUGGUUGUGCUGGUUUUGGCUGUAGUUGCAAUGAGGAGGCUGAACUUGCAGAAUGUGAAUCUGAAAUCUUAAUAAAAGCUCUUAAUGAAAUUUUAUGUGUUUUUUGACUCGUUCAA